AUGUCAUGUCGCGACAUGGCAGAAGCUUUACGGGACUGUAUGUUGCAGCAAGAAUGUAUGGGUGACGGUACAAAGACAUUGAAGGAAUGUCUACAUGAUCGCAAGUAUUCACACGAAUGUAAGGAAUACCGCGUGGCGUAUUUUGAGUGUAGACGUGGCCAAUUGGAUAUGAGACAGCGCAUUCGAGGGCCUAAAGGAGGCACGUCAAAGCGUACAGAAGGUAGCUAG
Messenger RNA from Peronospora belbahrii, 228 nucleotides. The record is from the annotation of a GenBank genome assembly. NCBI's taxonomy places the organism in Eukaryota, Oomycota, Peronosporomycetes, Peronosporales, Peronosporaceae.